AUGAACAUGAAGGCAGAGAGAGCAAAGAGGGACAACAAGGUUGUUGUAGAGAUGAGUGAAGGAUGGAUGAAUACUUGGGUUUAUGCCCUUGGCCUCUCUAUCCUCGUGUUUCUCGUGUGGGACUGGUUCACACCUCACCUCAUCCAGCAUGCUAGCAGCGAAUCGGAUCCGCUAUACCAGAAGAGCGUUGCGUUCAUGACAAACGAUCGGUUUGAGUUUGUCAAGAACCUCGUUCUCAGUCACCCUAUCAUUUCAAACGAGACGGAGUUCUUGCAGAUUUCAGGGCUCAACUCUCGCGUUCAGACAUGGGCCAAGGGGAACAGAGCUGGGUUCAGAAAGCUGUGCUACUCCUCGGACCUCCGCUUUCUCUGUGCGGACUUCCUGCAGAAGGAGAAGAUUGACGAGACCAACGCGUUUGUCUUGAAGGUGUUCAUCGGCAUGCCCAACGACUACAACAUGAGCGCCAGCUACUUCAGCUCCUCGAUGUCGCUGCAGGGAACCGAGGACGAGGCUCCCCUCGAAGACAAGCACAACACCUGGGUCCCGUAUGCGCACAGCAUUCUUGACAUCGAGGUCCCGAAAGGAAUUAUUGGGGGGCAGUUGCAGUUGUUCGAGGACGGAGACAGGGACAACAGAGGGGAGAACUAUGCCAAGAUCAACGCAGUGGCGAUCGUAGAGGAGCCAAGACCCAACACCCUGCACAGGCUGCGGGGAGAUACGUACUUCAAAUGGACGGACUACUCGAUGGAGGGGAGUGAAGAAAGCGACGACAACCGACGGCGCAUCUCUCUCAUCUUCCAGCAAUACAAGAUCGCGAACGCAAGCUACGCGGAGGUGACGGAGCUGAAGUUGUGGGAGCACAAGGCCAGCUCUGAGAAGCCAGUGUACGCAUUCUCCAUCGUCUUGUGGUCCUUCAUGGGAGUUUUCCUGGGGUAA
This is a messenger RNA of Guillardia theta CCMP2712, 936 nucleotides long. RefSeq lists its product as hypothetical. Lineage: Eukaryota; Cryptophyceae; Pyrenomonadales; Geminigeraceae. The transcript is spliced from 9 exons. The record is from RefSeq and is a predicted model, not a curated record. The coding region runs from base 1 to 936 and encodes 311 amino acids.